Molecule: messenger RNA, 3393 nt
Organism: Mesorhabditis spiculigera
Lineage: Eukaryota; Metazoa; Nematoda; Chromadorea; Rhabditida; Rhabditidae
Source: the annotation of a GenBank genome assembly
AUGAAGCUCCAAUUAUUCCUCCUCAUUUCCUACAGUACCCUGAUCUCAGCCCAAUUCCAAGGCCAAGAAUGGCCCACUCCAAACUUUAUGCAGCCAAUCACCCGCGCGCCGCCAAAAUGGGAAUGGACCCGAUGGAGCAACGACUGGGAAUUUUGGCGAUCGUGCGGCGGGAGGGCUUGUACUGGUAAGUCUUAUCUGGCGACGGAAAAUUCUGGCUUUUCGAUGAUAACACCAUCCGGACCGAGCGAUCCGGACCAUAUUGGGGAUGGCAACAAAACGCCGGAAAAUAAACCACGACUGGCGGCAUUUCGUUUGAUGGCUGGCCGACUGACAGUGAAUGCCAUUCAAUCAGUGGCCGACACAGAACUCCUUCUUCUACCCGGACACAUCGCAUCCCACAUAACGAGCAUCCUAUGUGAAAUGUUGCUCGGGAUUGUCGCGUUGCUUAUCGGCCGGAUAGAGGCAUCGGAUUUUGACUAUGCCAGAAUAUUGGGUAAUCCAAAAAUGACGUGCGGGGAAGAUGGGGUGAUGCUCGACAUUGAGACAUCACUGCCGUUUCAAGGUCGAAUUUAUGUGACGGAUAAGAACGGGUCUCGCGUCUACUCGGGCUUCAUCUCAAUCGGCUUCCAUCCGGUGGUGAUGACCCCGUCGGAUCGGGUUUUCGCGUUGCGUUGCCUCGACGAGGCUCCGGUCCGAGAGAUCAGCGACCGAUCAGACGUAAAUUGUACACAUGCCGUCCGUCAAGCCGCACAUUGGGACCGUAUGCCGACAAAUUUUACCAUUGGCGACCCGAUAGUGCACGACUGGAGUUGCCAGUUCCCGCGUGAAGAAGAAGGCCAAUUUUUGACGGUCUUAACAUACUGUAGUGCCGUGUCGCGCACCGGCCAGGUGAUGCACUUAAUUGAUGAAAAUGGUUGCAUCGUGGACCAGGAACUGCUCAGCGACCUCACCUACAGCAAUUAUCAAGUGAAAAUCUACGGGAGGGCGAAGAUGUUUCGUUUCGUUUCGGGUGAUAAAUUUCGAUUUGAAUGCCGACUGCGGAUGUGCCGGAAAGGUGUUGGGGGUUGCAACUCGGAAAGCAUACCCCCAAAGUGUGCAUUCACAAAAGAGGAAAUAUUGAAGCACAAAGAGGGUCGGCGAACGCGUUUGGAUGCUGUGGAUCAACAUUUCAAGACUAACCUCUUAAAUGAUGCCGUCAGCUUUGCGAGGGAAAUUGCCGUGUCUAGCGAAUGGAUUCACGUAGCGCAUAAUGACUACACAGAUGCGGAAAACCUUCGAGAAAGAUAUCGAAUCAAUGGAGUUGUGGAUCACUCGAUGGAACCGUUGGCUCGACCAAUAAGGGCUCCACAUUUCCUCAAAUAUAUUUCAUAUCGGGAUGUGGAUCUGAUCAAAUCCCCCUCAAAGCCAAAUCAAAUUUCAAUCGUUGAAAACCAGCUAGUUAAAAGGGUACCAAGCUCCGUCGAUUUCAACAGUAUCGACGAGUUGCAUCCUGAUUUUGGCGGAAGCAUUUCGAGAACUUCCAAGGAAGUUCAACCUCCAAUGGCCGCCACGAUGCGUUUCCUGCCCGUUUUGGCGACGAAGUUGGAGAUAUUUGAAAAAUCAAAGCCCACGUGGCGGACAACCUACAUAAUUUUACCUCCAGGCUCCACGCCUUCACCCGAUUUAUUCAGGGAAACUAAGGGUGAAGAUGUGCUCCAGCUGACGUUACCGUCCACGGGAUGGCAGAUUGCGCAAACCCCAAGGGUUGCACUACCUUUUGACGAUGUCCCGGCAGGAACCACGACAACAACAAGACGACCGAGAAAAGUCGUGUAUCGGCCAAAUGAAUCGGAGGCGCGAGAAGAUGAUCUCGAGCUAAUGGAUCUUAACGCCGGAGAACCACCGUUCGAUGCUGACAGCGCGGAAAUCAAUCGAAUUCCGGGGAGUGUAAAUGAUAUUCAAGAACAAUUUGAAAACCAUCGGCAACAAUGGCGCCUGGACGAAGUACCGGUGAAUCAGAAUGAAACGAUUAUCCUGGCUGGGGCCCAGUGCUCUAAUUCGACAACAUCCGGGACCUCUCAAAGAUGCAAAUGGAGCUCGAUGGAGAACAUCUUGUUGGCUUGGUCGUUCGGGUCAUUGGUGUUGUGGAUUAUACUUGGAGCCAUGACUUGGGUACUCCGCCUGGGGUUGCUGGCCCUGCUGGCCCUUCGAUCAUAUGCCGGCUUCUCGAAGACGGAAGAGCUGGAAUGCAUGUUCCUCGGAUAUCCCGAUCUUGAGUAUGAUGGCUUUGACCGGACAGAGGUAUUGACGGAAAAGAAUUUCAACAAGACGGUCUUUGCCGAAGAUGCCAAGUCGGUCAUCUUCUUCAACGACGUCGAGGACGACGACCCGGAACUCGAUCAAUACGAGUGUUUCCUCCAGCUAUCCGCCCAAAUUAUGACCAAGCGCGGCUACAAUUUCUACACCGUCAACACCACCAAGGAGGUCAAAUUGAGGCGUCAAGAAGAGGUCGAAAAGGGCGAGGAUACGAUCCACGUCUACAAGGAUGGGUACAAGAUCGAGUACAACGGUGUCCGCGACCCGGAGACGUUCGUGUCGUGGCUGAUGGACAUCCCGGAUGAUCCGGUGACCAUCAUCAAUGACGAGCACGAUCUCGAGGAGUUUGAAGAGCUCGAGGACGAUUGUGUCAGGAUUGUUGGCUAUUUCGAGCCCGGAUCGGCCGCCCUGAAAGAAUUCGAAGAAGCCGCUGAAGAUUUUAUGGGGGAAAUCGAGUUCUACGCUGUUGUGAACAGCUACUGGGCCAGGAAAGUCGGACUCAAGCGAGUUGGUGAGGUGCAGAUGUGGAGGCCAUUCGAGGAAUCGCCACUUUUCGCUCCAACCUCUGUGGAUACCGAGGAGGAAUUCGAGGACUGGGUGGAGAAGCACAAGGAGCCGGUAAUGGUCAAGCUGCAGCUGGACAACUAUUUCAACGUCUGGCGCGACCCAGAGGAGGAUGAGCGCAUGGUACUGGCAUUCGUCGACGAGGAGACGCGUGAGGGCCGAGCGAUGAAGAAGCUGCUCGACAAGCUGGCCGACGAAAACUCGGAGCACGCCGGAACCCUGGAGAUUAUCCUUGUUGAUCCUGAUGAGUUCCCACUGAUGGUCGAUGUCUGGGAGGAGAUGUUUGGCAUUGAUAUCGAGGAGGGACCUCAGAUUGGAUUGGUUGAUAUUUCGGAGAAAGAAGGAAUCUGGUUCGACAUGUCCCAAGUGAACCUUGACGACCCGAAGAAGCACUCCGACUCCAACUUCGAAGUCCUCCAGACCUGGGUGGACCAGAUCAUGAGCGGGCAGAUCUCGUUGGAUGAUGAUGAUGACGAUGACGAGCCCCCGCCACCACCACCCACCAAAUCCGGAAAGAAAUCGAAGAAGGAGCUC